This is a messenger RNA of Ceratitis capitata (Mediterranean fruit fly), 923 nucleotides long. RefSeq lists its product as uncharacterized. Gene Ontology annotation, cellular component: nucleus. Lineage: Eukaryota; Metazoa; Arthropoda; Insecta; Diptera; Tephritidae. The transcript is spliced from 3 exons. The record is from RefSeq and is a predicted model, not a curated record. Gene Ontology annotation, molecular function: zinc ion binding. The coding region runs from base 112 to 561 and encodes 149 amino acids.
GCACAUAGUUUUUUUCUGUUGCAGUUAUCACAGUAUAUGUUCUUUAUUGAGUCGUUUUUGAAAAGAAUUGUAGAUUUCUUUUUUACUGUAAUGUAAAGUUUUCAAUUAAAAAUGGGUAGUAUGGACAGAGCUUGUAUAUCUGGCUUUCUUUGUCGACUUUGCUCUGAAAUGCAUCGUACAGUCAUUCAUAUAUAUGGUGAUCAGGGCAGAAAAUUAAGUUUGGUGGAAAAAAUCAACGGAUAUCUUCCUAUUACCAUUUCUCCUACGGAUCCUCUGCCUAAAACUAUCUGUGAAACAUGUUUAAAAAGAGUAGAACAACACUACGAUUUGCUAAUGCGUCUAACACGAAUAAAACAUGGUAGUUUUCUGAGAAUUAACAAGACUCAUCGGACCUUGCGUAACAUAGGGGACGUUUCAAGUACAGAUGCCUCUGAAGAUGAAAAUUAUGAACAGAAUAACACACGACAUGAGCGAACGUCAGUUACCGACUCACAAAUGCUACAAUUAUCUCCAAAUACGACGCAAGAGGUUACAGAGCAUAACCCCCUAUCAAUUGAAUAAUUAGGUUAUAUGUUAUUAAAAGUUAAUAAAAUUAAUUUUAAGCAUGGUCAAGAAAUGAAACGUUUGUGUUAAUUCGGAUGAAAGAUUAUUUAUAGUUAGGCUAAGCGUAUAACUUUAAUAUAUAUAGGUCCAUUCAGAAUUAUAAUAAUGUGCAAAAUUUUGAUAGUUUCAUAUUAAACAUAUCAAAUAAUGGAGAAAGAAAUAUAUAAUAUAUUAAAAUUUAUACCCCAUAAUGUGGAGAUACAAACAGGAAACUGGACUGGACCAUUUUAUGGUAUACUCAAAAUUACAUUAUGUUUGACAACUCGGCAUUGGCCGUCAACUAUUAAUUAUUGGUACAAAUGUUUAUAACUUAAAAAAUA